AUGAAAGAUAACAUAUUUAUUUCUCAAAGAAAUUAUACAAAGAGUAUAGUAAAGAAGUUUGGGAUUGAAAAGGCAAGUCAUAAGAGAUCUCAUGCUGCAACACAUGUGAAAUUAUCCAUAGAUGAUAAUGGUGUUGAUGUUGAUCAAAGUCUACACAAAAGCAUGAUUGGUAGCCUACUAUAUCACACAACAAGCAGACAUGAUAUCACAUUUUCUGUAGGUGUUUGUGCUAGAUACCAAGUUAAACCCAAGGUUGGUCAACUCACUCAAGUGAAGAGAAUCAUGAAAUACAUAAAUGGAACUUGUGACUAUGGUAUUCUCUAUUCUCAUGAUAAUUACUCAAUUAUAGCAUGGUAUUACGAUGUUGAUUGGGAUGGGAGUGUUGAUGAUAGAAAAAGAACAUAUGGUGGAUGCUUCUUUCUUGGAAAUAACUUAAUCUCUUGGUUCAGCAAGAAACAUAAUUGUGUCUCUCUUUCUAACACAGAAGCUAAGUACAUUGUUGGAGGGAGUUGUUGA
Molecule: messenger RNA, 516 nt
Organism: Lathyrus oleraceus (garden pea)
Lineage: Eukaryota; Viridiplantae; Streptophyta; Magnoliopsida; Fabales; Fabaceae
Product: secreted RxLR effector protein 161-like
Exons: 1
Coding region: 1-516 (171 amino acids)
Source: RefSeq, a predicted model, not a curated record